ACACAUUUCAUUUGAAAAUGUCUUACUUAAAAUUGUUAAAAGUACCGAAACAAUUGCUACUCACUAGAACUACACAGCUUAUUUCGCAUAGAAAUUCAGGUUUUAUUGUUCUGGUCCCAGAGAUUGGUGAAGAUUUAAAUGCCGACAAAAAUCCUCUAAUUGGUGAGAAUGAUCUUCCAGAAUUCAGCAGUAUAACGAUUGAAAAGUGUGUCGGUGUCGUUGGAACUCAAGGGUUGAUUGCUGAAAAGAAGCUCAGGGAAUUGGAGGAAUCAUUAACAGAAAAAACUGAAAUCAAAGAUGUGUUUACAGAGGUGUUUAAUCCUCUUGAAGAAAUAUCUAGUCCACUUGAUACAACAUGGGGACUGUCAAAGACACUUUAUCUAGGCAACAGUACACUCAUGCCGACUAAAAGUUACUUAACAAUUCAUGAUAGAGCAAGAAGAGUAAGAGUUGCAAAGUUCUUCAGUCAGCCAAUUCACCUCGCUUUAAAAGCAGCUCAAAAUAAGAAAGCCUCAACAGAAGAAUAUGAUGAUUCACAGAAACGACUAAUUAAUAAAUAUUUACUCGAAGCUUCACUCAAUGGAAUUGAAUUGGAAGGUGCUUCAAGAUAUCAACUAAUGGAAGUUUUUGAUAAACUCAAUCAAGAAAGAUCAAAGUUUCAGGGCAAAUUAAAAGCAGCUCGCCGUCAUUUCAAACAAAAUUGCAACGAUCCAAAGAUCAUCAAAGAAUUUCCUUUAAACCUUCUUCAAGCAAUUUCCGUCGAUCCAAAAGCACAUCCAACCAAAGGACCUUGGAGGAUCACACUCGAGCCAUUCAUUGUUAAAGAGUUCAUGAAAUAUUGUCCUGAUCAUCAUCUUCGUUGGAAUGUUUGGCAAGCUGAUGUUCGAAAAUGUUCAACACAACAAGAAAAGGCAGUCGAGACAUCAACAAAUAUUGAAGAAAUUCGCUUCUUGCGACGACAACAAGCGAAACUUUUAGGAUAUAAAUCAUUCAUGGAUAUGUCCAUGGAGACUAAAAUGGCUGGUUCAAUGAAGACGGUAACAGACACGUUAGGAAAUCUUCUCGAUAUUGCACGUCCAUCACAGGAAAGUGAAAUUGCUGGAUUGCAAGAGUUCGCUGAAAAACUUGGAUUUCAUAAGAAGUUGGAAAUUCAAGACGUUCCGUAUUAUCGUCGGUUACAAUUGGAAGAAGUCCAUGGAUUCGAUCAAGAAGUCAUUAAAGAAUAUUUUCCACUCAACAAAGUUCUCGUUAAUAUGUUUAGUCUCGCGGAAAAACUCUUCAACAUAAAGAUCAACGAACGUUCGUCAGUCAAUCGUUGGCAUGAAAAUGUAAAAUUUUUCGAUAUUUUUGAUCUUGAAACGGGUGGGAAAGAACCAGUUGGUGGUUUUUACGUUGAUCUUUUUGCUCGUGAUGAUGAGAAGUUGUUUGAAGCUGAAAAUAAUGGUUGGAUGGUUGCCGUAAGAAGCAAAUGUGAGUUGACAAAAACAAAACCGCUUGCAGCUCUCAUUUUUAACUUUAAAAAAAUUCCUGACAAGCCAUUGCUGUUGAGCAUCGAAGACGUUCAGAUGUUGUUCAAUAAGUUUGGUCAUUCUCUUCAACAUUUAUUGUGUAAGUCAAUUUACAGUGAACUUUCUGGACUCACAAACGUCGAAUGGGAUGCUGUAGAAAUCGGCGGAAACGUCAUGACAAAUUUGAUUUACAAUGAAAAUAUUUUGAGAAAAAUCACUGCACAUUACUCAAACAAUGAUCCACUGCCUGAGAAGCUUAUAUCAGCUGUAAUGAAUCAACAAAAGCAUCUUUCAGGUUUCAGUUUAUGUCGAGAACUUUACCUGUCAGCACUUGACAUUGAACUACAUCAGAGGAAAGAUUUCUGGCUGGAAAUUAUCAAAGAGUUGUAUCCAAGAUAUCAUGUCUUUCCACUCGACAAAAAGGACGCCCAUCCAUGUUCGUUCGAACAAAUCUUUGGUGGUGAAUGGGGCGGAGCAUAUUUCAGUCAUGUCUGGGCUAAACUAGUCGCUGCUGAUGUUUACAGUGCAUUUUUCGAAGCUAACAAGUCACAGAACGAAGAAGAAUUCAUUGAAGUUGGUAAAAGAUUCCGAAACACUUUCUUAACUUAUGGCGGCAAUCUUCACCCAUCGGAAGUCUUCAGACGAUUCAGAGGUCGCGAUCCUUCACCAAAAGCACUUUUGAAAAGUUUGGGACUCAUUGCAUCAAAAAACAUUGAAUCAAAUUAAACUUUAAAAGCUUUUCCCUCGUCAUUAUUGUAAAGAUUUUUAGUCGAAGCGUUGUCAGGAAUGUGAAAUAAAAAAAGUUAUUUAGAAAUUAAAGAUCUUAAAAA
Messenger RNA from Clunio marinus, 2338 nucleotides. NCBI's taxonomy places the organism in Eukaryota, Metazoa, Arthropoda, Insecta, Diptera, Chironomidae. The record is from the annotation of a GenBank genome assembly.